Pogona vitticeps (central bearded dragon) is the source of this 6588-nucleotide messenger RNA. Lineage: Eukaryota; Metazoa; Chordata; Lepidosauria; Squamata; Agamidae. The record is from RefSeq and is a predicted model, not a curated record.
UUUCGCCGGUUGCAAGGGUCGCCGACGCUCUCGGGCUCCUCUCCGCGCCCGGGGAAGUAACGGGAAAGAGGAGAAGGCGGCGAAGUUGGCGGGAAAAAGAAAAGGGAAAAGCGAGCAAGUCGAGGCAGCCCGGGCUCGCGUGAACGCAAGGGCGGUGGCCGACGGGGCGAGGCUGGCGGCGGGCACCACCAGGGCGCCCGGGUCGCUGUGGCGACAGCCCCGGGGCGUAGGCGCAAGUAGACCACUGUAAAUGUGGAGAAGGGAAUCAGAGAGAAGUGUCCAUGAAGUUUAUUCCUGCACAGCAGUGGAUGACUAGGCACUCAUAGGACUGGAUGACUUCUGCAGUGAUCUGCUAUCUGGGAUGGUGAAGGUGGGUGACACUCAGCAAAGGUGGGCAGAUGCUGACCUAAUAAAUCCUUCGGGUUUUUCCUCCCUUCCCACAGGUCAUUCCUUCCCAAGAAUUAAAAAGUAAUUAAAAUUUGCAGAAUGAGAAGAUGGCACAAGCGUUGCUUGCACCACCAGGACCUGAUUGUUUCUUCCUGUUUACUCGAGAGUCACUUGAAGCAAUUGAGAGGAGGAUUGCUCAUGAAAAGAAAAGGCCUAAAAGUGACCAGGAGCAAAAGGACGAGGAUAAUGAUGAAAAGAAGCCAAAACCAAACGUUGACUUGGAAGCUGGCAAGCCUUUGCCCUUUAUUUACGGUGACAUACCUCCAGGAAUGGUGUCUGAGCCCUUGGAAGACUUGGACCCUUACUAUGCAAAUAUGAAAACAUUUAUAGUAUUGAAUAAAGGGAAGACCAUCUUCAGAUUUAGUGCCACACCUGCCUUGUAUCUCUUAAGUCCUUUCAGUAUAAUUAGAAGAAUUUCUAUAAAGAUUUUGGUUCAUUCAUUAUUCAGCAUGUUUAUUAUGUGCACUAUUCUAACAAACUGUGUAUUCAUGACCUUGAAAGACCCUCCCGACUGGUCUAAGGCCGUAGAAUACACUUUCACAGGAAUUUACACAUUUGAGUCCCUCAUAAAAAUUUUUGCAAGAGGUUUCUGUAUAGAUAACUUUACUUUCCUUCGAGAUCCAUGGAAUUGGCUUGAUUUCCUCGUAAUUUCAUUCGCAUAUGUAACAGAAUUUGUAAACCUGGGCAAUGUUUCAGCUCUUCGAACUUUCAGAGUAUUGAGAGCUUUGAAAACUAUUUCUGUAAUCCCAGGCCUAAAGACCAUAGUGGGAGCCCUCAUUCAGUCUGUAAAGAAGCUCUCGGAUGUUAUGAUCCUGACCGUCUUUUGCCUGAGUGUCUUUGCGCUCAUUGGGCUGCAACUUUUCAUGGGGAACCUGAAGCACAAAUGUUUGUUCUGGCCCCUGGAUAAUAAUUCUUAUCUAGAUUCACGCUUUCAGGAAUACUACAAUGGAACAGAAUUCAACUGGACCAAAUACAUUGAAAAUGAAGAUCAUUUUUAUACUUUGGAAAACGCAGAUGAUGCUUUGCUUUGUGGCAAUGGCACAGAUGCUGGGCAAUGUCCAGAAGGAUAUACAUGUAUAAAGGCUGGUAGAAACCCCAACUAUGGCUAUACAAGUUUUGAUACGUUCAGCUGGGCCUUCUUGUCACUCUUUCGCCUCAUGACUCAGGACUACUGGGAAAAUCUCUAUCAAUUGACACUGCGUGCUGCUGGCAAAGCAUACAUGAUUUUCUUUGUUCUGGUGAUUUUCCUGGGCUCCUUCUACCUGAUCAACUUGAUCUUGGCCGUUGUCGCCAUGGCCUACGAAGAACAGAAUCAAGCCACCAUAAAAGAAACAGAGCGGAAGGAGACUGAAUAUCAGCAGAUGCUUGAACAACUAAAAAGGCAACAAGAGGAAGCUCAGGCAUUAGCAGCAGCAGCAGCUUACAGAGACUUUAAGGAUGAUGGUACCCUUGGAAGACUUUCUGAAACAUCUUCAGAAUUGUCACGGCUGAGCUCAAAGAGUGCUAAAGAAAGAAGAAAUCGAAGAAAGAAAAAACGGCAGAGAGAGCUGUCUGUGGGAGACAAUAAAUCCAUGCUGUUUCCCACAAGGCGCAGUAGCAGAGUGAGCUUUUCCAGCUUCAGAGGUCAAACUACUGAAGGGGGCUCAGACGCCGAUAGCGAAUUCAGCACCGAAGACAAUUUUGUUCUACCCAGACGGCGCAGCAGUAACAUAAGUCAGACCAUGUUCCCAGUGUUUCCAGCAAAUGGGAAGAUGCACAGCAGCGUGGAUUGCAAUGGGGUGGUUUCCUUGAUAGGAGGACCCUCCAUACUUCUCUCACCUACUGGACAGCUUCUCCCAGAGGUGAUAAUAGAUAAAGCAACUACUGAUGACAGUAGUACUGCAUCUGAAAUGGAUAGCAAAAGAAGGCGGUCAAGUUCUUUUCAGAUAUCAAUGGAUUUACUGGAAGAUCCCACCAUAAGACAAAGGGCAAUGAGUAUCGCAAGCAUAAUAACAAACACAAUGGAAGAACUUGAGGAAUCCAGGCAGAAAUGCCCACCAUGCUGGUAUAAAUUUGCCCACUCCUACUUGAUUUGGGACUGUUGCGACAGUUGGUUACAAAUAAAGAAAUUUGUUUAUUUUGUUGUGAUGGAUCCAUUUGUCGAUCUCGGCAUCACCAUCUGCAUUGUUAUAAACACCCUGUUUAUGUCCAUGGAACAUUAUCCAAUUGAGAAUUCUUUCAGUGAGGUUCUUAAAACUGGAAACCUUGUCUUCACUGGAAUCUUCACAGCAGAAAUGGUCCUCAAACUAAUAGCCCUGGAUCCUUAUUAUUAUUUUCAAGAAGGGUGGAAUAUAUUUGAUAGCAUCAUUGUCAGCCUGAGUUUGAUGGAGCUGGGCCUUUCAAAUGUGGAUGGACUGUCAGUCCUAAGGUCCUUCAGAUUGCUUCGAGUCUUCAAGCUGGCAAAAUCCUGGCCAACUCUAAACAUGCUGAUCAAGAUUAUUGGCAACUCCGUGGGUGCCCUGGGGAACCUGACUUUGGUCCUGGCCAUUAUUGUCUUCAUUUUUGCCGUGGUUGGAAUGCAGCUGUUUGGCAAAAGUUACAAGGAGUGUGUCUGCAAGAUCUCCAGCGACUGUGUGCUUCCACGCUGGCACAUGAAUGACUUCUUCCACUCUUUCUUGAUCGUCUUCCGAGUACUUUGUGGUGAAUGGAUAGAGACCAUGUGGGAUUGUAUGGAGGUUUCAGGCCCACCCAUGUGCCUUAUUGUUUUCAUGAUGGUCAUGGUGAUUGGAAACCUUGUGGUAUUAAACCUCUUUCUGGCCUUAUUAUUGAGCUCUUUUAGUUCAGAUAGCCUUGCUGCUCCGGAACAAGAAACAGACGCCAACAAUCUGCAAAUUGCUGUAGCAAGGAUUCUGAGAGGAAUAGAUCAUGUAAAAAGAAAAAUACUUGAAUUUUUUCAAAUCAUCCUUUUGCAAAAAUGUAAGGCCUCCCCGGAAGUUGAUUUUGCUGAUGAACAAAAUAACAAGAAAGGCGGGUGUGUUCCCAACCACACUAUAGCUGAGAUCAACAAAACUCUUGAUUAUUCCAAAGACAGAACAACCACUACCCUAUGCACUGAUCCUAUGUCCUUCAUCAACAACCCGAAUCUCACUGUGACGGUCCCAAUAGCUAUGGGAGAGUCCGAUUUUGAACAUUUAAAUACGGAGGAACUUAGCAGUAUAUCAGAGAUUGAAGAAAGUAAAGAGAAGUUAAGUAUUUCCAGCUCCACUGAAGCUAGCACAAUUAAUCUGGCUUUCCUGGGACAAGAGGAAGCUGAAGGUCCAGCAGAUGACCCAACACAACCAAAGCCUUGUUUUACUGAAGGCUGUGUGCGGAAAUUCAAAUGCUGUCAAGUCAGCAUAGAAUCCGGGAAGGGGAAAUGCUGGUGGAACCUUCGCAAAACCUGUUACAAGAUAGUGGAGCACAGCUGGUUUGAAACGUUCAUUGUCUUCAUGAUUCUUCUCAGUAGUGGUGCUCUGGCCUUUGAAGAUAUAAAUAUUGACAAGCACAAGACUAUCAAGAUUAUACUUGAAUAUACAGAUAAAAUCUUCACAUACAUCUUCAUUCUGGAAAUGCUUCUGAAAUGGGUGGCCUAUGGCUUUCAAGUGUAUUUCACCAAUGCCUGGUGCUGGCUGGAUUUCCUUAUUGUGGAUGUUUCUUUAGUGAGUCUCAUAGCUAACGCACUGAACUAUUCUGAACUUGGGCCUAUAAAAUCUCUUCGAACACUAAGAGCCUUGAGACCUCUAAGAGCCUUAUCAAGAUUUGAAGGAAUGAAAGUGGUUGUGAAUGCCCUGGUAGGAGCAAUCCCUUCUAUCAUGAACGUGCUUCUUGUUUGUCUCAUAUUCUGGCUAAUAUUCAGCAUCAUGGGUGUCAAUCUGUUUGCUGGCACAUUCUACCAUUGUGUCAAUCGAACGACUGGAGAGAGGAUUCAUCAUGAAAUAACUCCAAACAGAAGCACUUGUGAGAGCAUGCAACAUGUUGCCAGAUGGAAAAAUGUCAAAGUAAACUAUGAUAAUGUUGGGGCUGGAUAUCUUUCUCUACUUCAAGUUGCCACUUUUAAAGGAUGGAUGGAUAUAAUGUACGCUGCUGUUGAUUCAACAGGUGUGGGAAAGCAGCCCGAGUAUGAGGCCAACCAGUACAUGUAUAUUUACUUUGUCAUCUUCAUCAUAUUUGGUUCAUUCUUCACCUUGAAUCUUUUCAUUGGUGUCAUCAUCGAUAAUUUCAACCAACAAAAAAAGAAGUUAGGAGGUCAAGACAUUUUUAUGACAGAAGAACAGAAGAAAUAUUAUAAUGCUAUGAAAAAACUGGGCUCCAAGAAACCACAGAAACCAAUACCAAGGCCAGCAAAUAAAGUACAAGGCUUUAUUUUUGAUAUUGUAACCAAGCAAGCCUUUGACAUCAGCAUUAUGAUUCUUAUCUGUCUUAAUAUGGUCACCAUGAUGGUUGAAACAGAUGAACAGAGUCAAUCGAUGGAAGAUGUCUUACACUGGAUUAAUGUGGUUUUCAUCAUCCUUUUCACUGGGGAGUUCCUCCUGAAAUUGAUUGCACUCCGUUAUUAUUAUUUCACCAUCGGUUGGAAUAUAUUUGAUUUUGUUGUUGUCAUACUCUCCAUUAUGGGUAUUUUCCUAUCAAAGAUCAUUGAGAAAUACUUCGUGUCACCCACCUUGUUCCGAGUGAUCCGACUUGCCAGAAUAGGCCGCAUCCUGCGUCUUAUCAGAGGAGCUAAGGGGAUCCGCACCCUGCUUUUUGCCUUGAUGAUGUCCCUUCCUGCCUUGUUCAACAUUGGGCUUCUCCUUUUCCUUGUCAUGUUCAUCUAUGCUAUCUUCGGAAUGUCCCAGUUUGCCUACGUUAAGAGGGAAGUUGGCAUUGAUGAUAUAUUCAACUUUGAAACUUUUGGCAACAGCAUGCUCUGCCUCUUUCAGAUUACUACCUCUGCAGGUUGGGCUGAGUUACUCUCACCCAUUCUCAACAGUGGGCCCCCAGACUGUGACCCUGAGAAAGAACACCCAGGGACUUCGGUCAAGGGAGACUGCGGCAACCCUUCCGUUGGGAUCUUCUUCUUUGUCAGCUACAUCAUCAUUUCUUUCUUAGUCGUAGUAAAUAUGUAUAUUGCUGUUAUUCUGGAGAACUUCAGUGUUGCUACAGAAGAAAGCGCGGAACCUUUAGGUGAGGAUGAUUUUGAAAUGUUCUAUGAGGUCUGGGAGAAGUUUGAUCCAGAUGCAACCCAAUUUAUAGAGUACUGCAACCUCUUUGAUUUUGCUGCUUCCCUGGAUCCACCUCUUCUAAUACCCAAACCAAACAAGGUCCAGCUUAUUGCAAUGGAUCUUCCCAUGGUAAGCGGGGACAGAAUUCACUGCCUUGACAUCUUGUUUGCUUUCACCCAACGGGUCCUGGGUGAAAGUGAUGAAUUGGACAACCUUCGUGUCCAAAUGGAAGAUCGGUUCAUGGCUGCCAAUCCUUCAAAAGCCUCCUAUGAACCAAUUACAACGACACUGAAACGGAAACUAGAAGAGGAAUCUGCUAAAGUCAUUCAACGAGCCUUCAGACGGUACCGCUUAAGAAGACCAGUACAUGACAAGAAAAAUGAAGACUUUCUUGUCAAAAAUAACAUGAUUCCUGAUAAAUUCAGUUUAAAUUUGGAUCUCAGAAGGUCAAAGAGGAGAUCCUCCUCAACAACGUCACCUCCUUCGUAUGACAGUGUGACAAAGACAGACAAAUAUGAACAAGAAAGGUCCGAAAAAGAAGAGAAAGAGAAAGAUUUCAAGGAUAGUAAAAAGUAAAAUGAAAUAAAUGAUUCUGUCCGUAUAAAUUGUUUACAGCAUAAAGAGGGAAAAUGGAUACCAACAGGAAUCAUACUGGAAGUUUUAUGCCAAACUGACCAUUUCUAGACUUACCUAAUAAAAAUAUAUACAUGCACCUAAGGCCAGCAUCUAACAUAAGGCUAUUGUCAUAUUGCUGUUGAUUGGAUAGUAACAUAAGAGACUCAUGAGGACAAUCCUGUUCACCUUAUCAGGUCGCAUUGAUAAAGAGGGAUACACAAAAAAGCUACAGACUGUCAGAAUGCAUCUGUUUUGUGUGUAUGCAUCUGUUUGUGUGUUAAAAUACACCAUUGCUGCAGUAAUUAUA